CAAGUGGAGUCUUCGUCGCAUAUAGUCUACACACGCGUUAAUACAAGAUAUGGUUAUCAGCAGUCCAUGAGAGAUUAGAAAUAGUUGCUCUCUUAUUAAUUAAGUGCUGAAUCACUUCAUUCAUUACCAUCAUAGACACAUGUCACUUUUGGUUGCUGCUGCUCCUUCUUCUUCUUCUCAAGCACCUGCGACUUAUCGAUACGAUGUUUUCAUCAGCUUCAGAGGGGAAGACACGCGCAAAGGAUUCCUCAGCCAUCUUCAAGUCGCUCUCCGCCAAAACCAAAUUCAAACAUUCAGAGACGAUGACGGCAUGGACAAAGGAGGUCUCAUCUGGGACGAACUUCUUCACGCCAUCAGAAACACAAACUUGUUUGUUGUUAUCUUCUCCGAAAACUAUGCAUCCUCUAGGUGGUGCUUGAAAGAGCUGGUGGAGAUCGUGGAACGCAAGAACAAUAAAAAUGUAGUGAUUCCAGUGUUCUACGGAAUAGAGCCCACACAUGUUCGCAAGCAGAGUGGAAGUUACCGCAGAGCUUUUGAUAAGCAUGAGAGAUCUUCGGAGGACCGUUGCCAUGUGCAACAAUGGAGGACUGCACUCACUCAAGCUGCCAAUCUUUCUGGCAUCACCUUUGAUGAUCACAGGGAUGAUGAAGCUAAGUUAAUUAGUGACAUUUUAAAAGCAAUUUUGCCACAUUGUGUGAAGAACAAGUGCUUCAUAGAUGGACUCAACAGACCUUUUAUUUGUAACACAAACUAUACCCGCGUUGAAUCUUUGAUGAGACUCAAGAUGGAGAAGGUUCUUGUGAUUGGAAUUUGGGGUAUGGGCGGUAUUGGUAAGUCAACCAUUGCUGAGGCUCUCUUCAAUAAUUACUCUUUUCAAUAUGAAGGCUCUUGCUUCUUGUCAAAUUCCAGAGAAUUAGGAAAACCAUGUCUCAGUGACAUAUGCAGCAGACUUCUUUCUCAAUUAUUAAACCAAGAUCUUCAUAAUACCAAUAUUGGAGUACUAGACUCUCGCACUAAAAGUAAACUCGAGAAGAAGAGGGCUUUGAUUGUACUGGAUGAUGUGGUUGAUUCGCCAAUUGCAACUGAUUUGGUUCCAGGUUUGCGUACUUGCCUAUGUUCUGGUAGCAUUGUCAUUUUGACAACAAGGGACAGGAGUGUGCUUACAAGUGGAGGAGUUGAACAAAUUCAUGAAAUCAAGCAAAUGAGUAAUGGAGACUCCUAUCAACUUUUUAGCCAUUAUGCCUUUUCUGAUUCCCAUCCCAAAGAGGGGUAUGGUGAACUAACAGCUAGAGUCAUAAAUUAUGCUAACCGCAUUCCAUUGGCUUUGAAAAUUUUGGGAUCAUUUCUUCGCGGCAAAAGUGUAGCUGAAUGGGAUAGUGCAUUGAAAAAAUUAAGAAAGUAUCCCAAUGCAGAUAUUCAGAAAGUGUUGAGAUUGAGUUAUGAUGCAUUAGAUGAUGAUGAAAAAAACAUCCUUUUAGAUGUUGCAUGCUUUUUCCACGGGCAUAAAAUGGAGGAAAUAACAAGAAUAUUAAAUUCUUGUGAUUUCUUUGCAGAUAUAGGAAUAAAAAGUCUAUUGGACAAGUCUCUUAUAAAUAUUUAUUCGAAUGUUCGUUAUGAUAAAUACAUACAAAUGCAUAGUUUGACACAGGAAAUGUGUUGGAAAAUCAUUCAUGAAGAAUAUAACAAAAAUGGAGGUCAACAAAUAAGACUGUUGAAUACCACCGAAGAAAUUUGCAAUAUUUUCCAAGAUGAGAGAGAUAUUCAUGGAGUUGAAAGCAUGACGGUGGAUAUGAAUCAAGUUACAAUAGAUCCACGUAUAAUCAUCAUUGCAUUAAGGAAGAUGCCAAAGUUAAGGUUACUUGCUUUAAGAGGAAAUUUCAACAUGGAUCUUGAAUGGAACACAGUGUUUCUAGAGGGUUUUCAACUUCCUAAUGACUUAAGAAUCUACCAAGUUUGGAGUUUCUUGACCUCUGUUGCUGCAAACACUUGAUAGAGUGCCCAAAUUUAGCAGGUGCCACGAAUCUCAAAUCAAUAAAACUCGAUGGCUGUAAAAGCUUACAAGAUGUUGAUCCAUCUAUUUUCUCUCUCCCCAAGAU
Messenger RNA from Arachis ipaensis, 2096 nucleotides. RefSeq names its product disease resistance protein RPV1. The record is from RefSeq and is a predicted model, not a curated record. Gene Ontology annotation, biological process: defense response; signal transduction. Gene Ontology annotation, molecular function: ADP binding. NCBI's taxonomy places the organism in Eukaryota, Viridiplantae, Streptophyta, Magnoliopsida, Fabales, Fabaceae.